UCUGCAUGAAUACGGAGCAGGAGGAGGAGAGGACAGACAGGAGCUCUGGGAGGACUGGGACUGGGAGGACACAGUGGACUGGACGGACCGGACCGGACCCGGGCAGGCGGACAUGGAUGGACAGAACGGCAAGAGCAUCAAGAAGAAGAAGGAGGAGGAGAAGGACAAGAAGAAGAUCCCUGACAGGGUGACUCUGAAGAAGGAGAUUGGGCUGCUGAGCGCCUGCACCAUCAUCAUAGGGAACAUCAUAGGCUCCGGGAUCUUCAUCUCUCCGAAGGGGGUCCUGGAGCACUCGGGCUCGGUGGGUUUGGCGUUGGUGGUUUGGGUACUUGGAGGCUGCAUCGCUGCCUUGGGCUCCCUCUGCUACGCUGAACUGGGCGUCACCAUCCCCAAAUCUGGAGGAGACUACUCCUACGUCACCGAGAUAUUCGGAGGUCUGAUGGGGUUUCUCCUAUUGUGGAGCGCCGUCCUCAUCAUGUACCCGACCACGCUAGCCGUCAUCGCCCUCACAUUCUCCAGCUACGUCCUGCAGCCCGUCUUCCCAAACUGUGUUCCUCCUUACAUGGCGACACGGAUGCUGUCCGCCACCUGUCUCCUGCUGCUGACCUGGGUGAACUGCUCCAGCGUUCGUAUGGCCACCAGGAUCCAGGACGUCUUCACGGUGGGGAAGCUGAUGGCUCUGGGCCUCAUCAUUGUGGUCGGCCUGGUCCAGAUCUGCAAUGGGAACUACGAGGCGCUGACUCCUCAGGUGGCCUUCGCCCUGGACAGGACGCCGUCGGUGGGUCAGAUCGCUCUGGCCUUCCUGCAGGCGUCCUUCGCCUUCAGCGGCUGGAACUUCCUCAACUACGUCACGGAGGAAGUGAUUGAACCCAGACGGAAUCUACCUCGUGCCAUCUACAUCUCCAUACCAUUGGUGACCUUUGUGUACACGCUCACCAACAUCGCCUACUUCUCCUCCAUGUCGCCUGAGGAGCUGCUGUCAUCCAAUGCCGUGGCUGUAACAUUCGGAGAGAAGUUGCUGGGAAUGUUCUCCGUCAUCAUGCCGAUCUCCGUGGCUCUGUCCACCUUCGGAGGAAUCAACGGCUACCUGUUCACCUCCUCCAGGUUGUGUUUCUCUGGAGCCAGAGAAGGUCACCUGCCCAGCCUGCUGGCCAUGAUUCAUUAUAAGAACUGCACACCAAUCCCUGCCCUGCUGGUCUGCUGCGCUGCCACGAUUGUUAUACUCUGCAUCGGAGAGACACACAACCUGAUCAACUACGUCUCCUUCAUCAACUAUCUGUCGUAUGGCGUCACCAUCGCAGGCCUGCUGUACCACCGCUGGAAGAAACCCAACCUGUACCGACCCAUCAAGGUGAACCUGUUGGUUCCGGUGUGCUACCUGAUGUUCUGGGCGCUGCUGCUGGGUUUCAGCCUUUACUCAGAGCCGGUGGUUUGCGGCGUCGGUUUAGUCAUCAUGCUCACCGGCGUACCCGUCUACUUCCUGGGUGUCCAUUGGAAAGAAAAACCAAAGUGCAUCUAUAAUUUCAUUGAGAGGGCGACGUACGUGGGCCAGAGGUUGUGUUUUGUGGUCUUUCCUCAGAUCGACCCCAUCGAGAUCGACAAUCCUUCAGAAUGGACUGACCGGUCAUCAGGCAGGAGCAAUUUGUCUGCCAAUUCUUAAAACUUUUUCUCUGAAUAUAUGAAGAUCUUUUUGUUUUUAUUCCGUCACUGUGUAUGUCCAGACACUUCUUCCUGGUUUGGGAGCUUCCUGUCUGACCUUUGACCCUCUGAGACUCUGGUUUCCCAACAGUCGAGUGGAAACGCCUGUUCUUCUGCGCGGGCUGCUUGCACUUUUUAUUUUCUCCUCUUUUCUACUAAGUCGUCAAGUUUCAACAACCUAAUGCCAACAGUGUCACGCUGUUGAAAAGGACUUUUAUUCCCAUUUUGGACCCAUUUGUUCCUUUUUUUUUCUGUAACAUGACAGAACUCUGACUGAGUGGCGGCUCUUUCUUCUGAAUGUUGCUGCUGUUUUAUCGUGCCUUAAGGCCUUUUCACACCAAGUCCCAAACAAAUCCAUAGUCUGAAAACAGUAAGACAACAGUUAUUUCAGAGAAGAUCUGCAGUUGAGUGAAACCUCAAACUACUUCAGCUACCUUCAUGUAUUUUUAUUCUUCUUUCCUGCUGCAUGACUGCUUGUAGAAUCCCGUUUUUCCCCCUAAUAUACACAUUUCUGAGGUUUCACCACUGGAAAAAGAUGUUGAGACAGCAUUUCAGGCGUAUGUAUCAGUAGAGAUCGAUAAUGUACAUGAUAAUACCGUCCUUAUGAGAGCCAAAGUGAAAACCAGGACUUUGAGUUCUGUAACAGAUGUAAUUGCGCAUUCACACCAAGAGCGAAGCAAACUUUUUGCAAAUUCACGCCGGGCAACGCGAAUGGUGCGAAUGACGCGAAUGACGCGAAUGACACGUAUUCGCGGGAGUUAAACUCGAGCGAGAAAUUCGCAGGACGCUGUGUCAUGACAGCCUCUCAGCGCUGAGAUUGUCCUCCUGUCCUCACUGUCGUCCUGACGUUGUUGAAUCAGAAAAGGAGUAAAUAAAUCUUGUAUGUGUCUGUGGUCACCCAGAGCUACGAUAGUACAUCAUAUCUGUACAGAG
Molecule: messenger RNA, 2631 nt
Organism: Sebastes umbrosus (honeycomb rockfish)
Lineage: Eukaryota; Metazoa; Chordata; Actinopteri; Perciformes; Sebastidae
Gene: slc7a10b
Product: solute carrier family 7 member 10b
Exons: 11
Coding region: 113-1660 (515 amino acids)
Biological process (GO): D-serine transmembrane transport; amino acid transmembrane transport; D-alanine transmembrane transport
Cellular component (GO): membrane
Molecular function (GO): L-amino acid transmembrane transporter activity; neutral L-amino acid transmembrane transporter activity
Source: RefSeq, a predicted model, not a curated record